CAACAACCGCCACACGUUCUGGCAGUUGACAGGAAAAGGAAAAGGAAAAGGAAUGAGAUAAGACUCAACAACUCGUAACGGUAAUUGCAGCGUGGCUGACACCAAUUUGCUGCCGGCAGCCGGCAGAGAUGGAUUUGGCUUUUGCGUCUCCAUUGUACGCAGCAAAUGGAAGGAAACCCAUCUUUGGCACUAAGCCCUUAAGCUCUACCCUUCAUAGAAAGUUGUCCUCCCAGAAAACAUCUCCUUGCAUGGCAACUGUAGCUACCCAGACCAGUCAGGCAUAUGACGUUGUGUUAGAGAACAAAAAGCAUGAUCUACUGAGAGCUAUCCAGGACACACAACGGGGACUCGUUACAUCUACUGAUCAACGCUCUUCCAUUGAGGAGGCUCUGGUCAAUGUGGAGGGAUAUAACAUGGGUUUACCAAUUGAUCUGGUAAAGUUGGAUGGGACAUGGCGCCUGCAGUAUACUUCUGCCCCUGAUGUUCUCGUUCUUUUGGAAGCUGCUGCUAGACUUCCUUUCUUUCAGGUUGGGCAAAUUUUUCAAAAAUUUGAAUGUCGGGAUCAAUCAAAUGGAGGUGUCAUCCGUAAUGUUGUUCGAUGGAGUAUUCCAACUUUGUUAGAGGAACAAGAAGGUGCCACUCUGCUUGUUUCUGCAAAAUUUACCAUUGUUUCUGUGCGUAAUAUCUACCUUCAGUUUGAAGAGAUAAGUGUACAAAAUAUAAAGAUCAGUGAAGAACUGCAAGGUCUCAUAGCUCCAGCAAUACUACCACGGUCAUUUUUAAGCCUACAGAUCUUGCAGUUUAUCCGUGCUUUCAGAGCUCAAAUCCCUGUAAGAGACGCAGGAAGACAAUCAGUAGGAGGGCUGUAUUACCUUUCGUAUUUGGAUGAUAAUAUGCUUUUGGGGCGUGCUGUUGGUGGUGGAGGCGUAUUCGUGUUUACGAGAGCUCAACCUCUCGAUGGAUGAGGGCUACGUUCAACUUGUUUUUACUGAUGGCCAGCAUUUGUACACAACAAGAAAAGCUUUUGAGUUUAAAAAUGUCACUAUGAGGAGUCCAACAUUGAGGUGAUUUUCCAUAUCAAGACCAUUAAUAAGCAAGGCCCAUUAUGCAUUUUUCCAGGUCGUUGGUGUUUUUACUGACCACAUAGUUUUAACAACUCUUGCCACUUCCAGCAUGCAAGGAACGCUCAAGAAAUAUGGAGGCCUCAUGUCCCAUUUUUCCAAUUAUUCAUUCCACCAGACUUGAUUCUGAUGAUGCAAAAUUUAUUGUAAAGUAAAACUAUGUAAUUGGAUAGCCUUGAAACUAACAAUAGGCUGUUCAUAUAGAAACAAACUAUCAUAUUCUAUUCUCAAUUUAAUUUAAUUCAAAUCCUAAUUAAUCGCUCC
Molecule: messenger RNA, 1385 nt
Organism: Corylus avellana
Lineage: Eukaryota; Viridiplantae; Streptophyta; Magnoliopsida; Fagales; Betulaceae
Source: RefSeq, a predicted model, not a curated record